Nycticebus coucang (slow loris) is the source of this 5643-nucleotide messenger RNA. It is a transcript of the gene GRIP1, whose product is annotated as glutamate receptor interacting protein 1. The record is from RefSeq and is a predicted model, not a curated record. Gene Ontology annotation, biological process: neurotransmitter receptor transport, endosome to postsynaptic membrane. The transcript has 25 exons. Gene Ontology annotation, molecular function: nuclear glucocorticoid receptor binding. NCBI's taxonomy places the organism in Eukaryota, Metazoa, Chordata, Mammalia, Primates, Lorisidae. Bases 726 to 4148 code for a protein of 1140 amino acids.
GAAAGGAUGAUUACUAAAGGGGCCGGGAUCCCAUCUGCCUGGUGCCGCCCUGCUGGACCCUCCCCUCAGCUCUGCCUUCUUUCAUUCCAUCUGCAGCUGGCACAGCUGGACCACGGUUUGCAACGUGCCAUGUGGGUCUUUCCAACCCCAGCACAGGGCUGCCUCCCUCCUAUAGGCAAAACAUGCUCCCCCCUGAAUCCCAGGGGCAGGCGCCUCCCCAUUUUCCUUCUUCGUGGCUCUUAAAAGAACCUGGUCUGUGACACACACGUCCUCCUGAAGUAAGAGCACCAGCAUCUCACUUGCAUUUCCCGUUAAGUAAGAGUUCUAAGGACACAGACACAGGUGGGGGUGGGGGUGGGCACAGACCAGAGAGCACGGCUCUGCCUGAAACACAGGAGCUGCUCGGCACCCAGCGUCAGAUCUGUGGAAUGGCUGCUCUUCCAACCCGUCCCUGCCUUGCACAAUGUGGCUUUGUUGCUAUCGAGACGGCAUCACUUUCUAGCCAUUGUGAUUGAGGAGGGAGGAGGCAGGCCGGGCGGUAGUAGUGGUGAAUGGCCAGCUCUGCCAGAUGACAUGUCGCGGACCCCCGCAUCAGCCAAGAGGAAUUAAGCUCUGUCACUCUCCGCUGGGACUACUCCUGGAUGUGUGUGAGGAAUUCACUGUUGCCGCCGUGGCCACCAGAGCAGAGCCCUGAGCACGCCCGGCCACGGCAGCGGUGAGUGAGAAUGAUAGCCGUCUCCUUCAAAUGCCGCUGUCAGAUUCUGAGGCGACUCACCAAAGAUGAGAGCCCCUACACUAAGUCCGCCAGCCAGACAAAGACGCCUGACGGAGCGUUGGCUGUGAGGAGACAGAGCAUCCCAGAGGAAUUCAAGGGAUCCACGGUUGUUGAACUGAUGAAGAAGGAAGGUACUACACUCGGCCUGACGGUGUCGGGAGGAAUAGACAAGGAUGGCAAGCCCAGGGUGUCCAACCUGCGGCAAGGAGGAAUCGCUGCCAGAAGUGACCAGCUAGAUGUGGGGGACUACAUCAAGGCUGUGAACGGGAUCAACUUGGCCAAAUUCCGUCAUGACGAGAUCAUCAGCCUACUGAAGAACGUGGGGGAGAGGGUGGUGCUGGAAGUGGAGUAUGAGCUGCCGCCUGUCGCUGUUCAAGGAUCAAGUGUCAUUUUCCGAACAGUGGAAGUCACGCUACACAAAGAAGGCAACACUUUUGGUUUUGUAAUACGAGGGGGAGCUCACGAUGACAGAAACAAAUCUCGCCCAGUUGUGAUAACGUGUGUCCGUCCCGGAGGGCCUGCCGACAGAGAGGGCACCAUCAAACCUGGUGACAGGCUGCUCAGCGUGGACGGAAUCCGGCUUCUUGGAACCACGCACGCGGAAGCCAUGAGCAUCCUGAAGCAGUGUGGGCAGGAGGCGACGCUGCUGGUCGAGUACGAUGUCUCCGUGAUGGAUUCUGUGGCAACAGCAUCCGGGCCGCUGCUCGUGGAAGUUGCCAAAGCUCCCGGUGCCAGCCUCGGGGUCGCCCUCACCGCCUCCAUGUGCUGUGACAGACAGGUCAUUGUCAUUGACAAGAUCAAGUCCGCGAGCAUCGCAGACAGGUGCGGCGCGCUGCACGUGGGGGACCACGUCUUGUCCAUCGAUGGCACCAGCACCGAGCACUGCACGCUGGCCGAGGCGACCCAGUUCCUGGCCAACACCACCGACCAGGUCAAGCUGGAGAUUCUCCCCCAUCACCAGACCCGCCUGGCUCUGAAGGGACCCGACCAUGUGAAAAUUCAGAGGAGCGACAGGCAACUUACCUGGGAUUUCUGGGCCAUCAGCCACUGCGGCCACCACACCGACCAGCAUCCCAGCCAUCACACCAGCCAUCACACCAACCUUCCCCAUGAUACUCACCACCCUGACUGCUGCAGAGCGCCCACCCUGACAUUCCCGAAAGCACCGCCUCCAAAUAGCCCUCCCGCGAUGGUGUCCUCAUCCUUCUCCCCGACCUCUAUGAGCGCGUACAGCCUGAGUUCCCUCAACAUGGGGACCCUGCCACGGAGCCUCUACUCCACCAGCCCACGUGGAACCAUGAUGCGGAGGAGAGUGAAGAAGAAAGACUUUAAGAGCUCGUUGUCCUUGGCCUCCAGCACUGUGGGCCUGGCUGGGCAGGUUGUUCACACGGAAACCACAGAGGUGGUGCUGACGGCAGACCCCGUCAUGGGGUUCGGGAUCCAGCUGCAGGGCAGUGUGUUUGCCACCGAGACGCUCUCCUCCCCGCCUCUGAUCUCCUACAUCGAGGCUGACAGCCCAGCCGAGAGGUGUGGCGUGCUGCAGAUCGGAGACAGAGUGGUGUCCAUCAACGGGGUGCCCACUGAGGACAGCACCUUUGAGGAGGCCAACCAGCUGCUCAGAGACUCCUCCAUCACCAGCAAGGUCACCCUGGAGGUCGAGUUCGACGUUGCAGAGUCCGUCAUCCCAAGUAGUGGAACAUUUCACGUCAAGCUGCCUAAGAAGCACAGCGUGGAACUCGGAAUAACCAUAAGUUCACCAUCCAGCAGAAAACCGGGGGACCCCCUCGUCAUUUCAGACAUCAAGAAAGGAAGUGUGGCGCACAGAACCGGAACCCUGGAACUUGGGGAUAAAUUACUUGCGAUAGAUAACAUCCGUCUGGACAACUGUUCCAUGGAAGAUGCCGUUCAGAUCCUCCAGCAGUGUGAAGACCUGGUGAAGCUAAAAAUCCGCAAAGAUGAAGAUAACUCAGAUGAGCAAGAAAGUUCCGGAGCAAUUAUUUACACUGUGGAGCUUAAGCGCUACGGGGGGCCCCUUGGCAUCACGAUUUCAGGAACUGAAGAGCCGUUUGAUCCUAUAAUCAUUUCAAGCCUCACUAAAGGGGGAUUAGCUGAAAGGACUGGUGCCAUCCACGUCGGAGACAGGAUCCUCGCCAUCAACAGCAGCAGCUUGAAAGGGAAGCCUCUGAGUGAAGCCAUCCACCUGCUACAGAUGGCCGGGGAGACGGUCACCUUGAAAAUUAAGAAGCAGACAGAUGCCCAGUCAGCAUCAAGUCCCAAGAAGUUCCCCCUUGCCAGCCACGUGAGUGACCUGGGGGAUGUCGAGGAAGACUCCCCUCCAGCACAGAAGCCAGGCAAGCUCUCCGACAUGUACCCCUCCACGGUGCCCAGUGUGGACAGCGCUGUGGACUCAUGGGACGGGUCUGCAGUGGACACCAGCUAUGGGACUCACGGCGCGGGUUUUCAGGCACCAGGAUACAAUUUCAACAUCUAUGACUGGAGGAGCCUGAAACCUAGAGGCAGUUUGUCCCCAGGCUGUAAGCCUCGGAGCCAGACGUACCCGGACGUGGGGCUGAGCAGCGAAGACUGGGACCAGUCCACAGCCAGCAGCUUUGCAGGGGCUCCCAAAGGCACCGAGGCCGAGCAAGAGGAAAGCUUCUGGUCCCAAGCGCUGGAGGAUCUGGAGACCUGCGGCCAGUCGGGCAUCCUACGAGAGCUGGAGGAGAGAGCCGACAGGCGCGUGUCUUUGAGAAGCGUGGGCCUCCUGGCAACUAUCAUGUCGGGGAGCACACUGAGCUUGAAUCGCGAGGCUCCGACAGCCCGCAGCCAGCUGGGGCGGCAGGCCAGCUUCCAGGAACGGGGCAGCGCGCGGCCACACUACAGCCAGACUGCUCGGAGCAACACCCUGCCCUCCGAAGUGGGCAGGAAGUCUGUGCCCCUGCGGAAAGUGAAACAAGACAUGAAGGAGGUCGUGUCCCCAACCCCUGUGGAGCUGCACAAGGUAACCCUGUACAAGGGCUCUGACAUGGAGGACUUUGGGUUCAGCGUAGCAGAUGGCUUGCUGGAGAAAGGAGUAUAUGUCAAAAAUAUCCGCCCAGCUGGGCCAGGGGACCUUGGUGGCUUAAAGCCCUAUGACAGGCUCUUACAGGUCAACCACGUCCGGACAAGAGACUUCGACUGCUGCCUGGUGGUUCCCCUCAUUGCUGAGUCUGGCAGCAGGCUGGACCUGGUCAUCAGCAGGAGCCCACUGGCCACACAGAAGCCCAUGGAGCAGGCUCUCCCGGGGGGAGACUGGAGUGAGCAGAACUGUGCGUUCUUCCAGCAGCCUCGCCACGGCGGGAACUUGGAGGCGAGAGAACCCACGAAUACGUUAUAGCAGCGUGCUUUACAAAGCAGGACACAGACAAUCUCCACAUGGUGCUAACAAUCCCUUUACGAUUUCUGUGGCAUUUGAAGCUCAGAUGAUCACGUGGCAUUAACUGCAAGCACAGGGGUCUUUCAAAUUUGUCAUGGCUCGUGUUCAGGUCCCUUUUCAAGCUGAAGAGGUUUCUCUUCUGGUGACCAUUCUGGUCACAAGAGGGGUCCCCUGCCUGGCUGCCCCUCCCCACAGCUAACACCAGAGGAAAUUUUUUUAUAAUUCAUCUUACUAUCACUUUUAAAAAAAAAAAAUGCCUGUUUGAAAAUAUUCUCUAUGGCAAUUUCCUUACUACUUUGAAGUCAGUUUCUUACUAUGAGGUUAUUAAGGUAAGAGUUUGACCAACGCAGCUUUUCCUCAGCUGCUCCGGUAGGGGCGAGUGUUUGAAAAACUGCAGGGACCACAGUGGCGGGAGGGGCACAGGUCUGAAAUUAUCUUAAAAUGUUUCCACAGGUAGGAGACUGUAACGGGUGGUGGUAAAUGUUUUGCCCAAGUAUAGGAAUGAUUUUAACUAAGAUGUAUGCUAUUCCCUAUGCAACAAAGUAGCAAACAGGCUAUGUCUUGCGACCUGUUUUUUUUUUUUUUAAGGACACGUUUUUAAUAGCUGAAAAUUUCUGAUAAUGAAUUAGUGGGUAGUCACACUGAGAAUUAGUAAUAUUUCCUUAUUUUUUAAAUUCCAGAAUAAGAAGGUAAGAGAGAAUGGGAGUCUAAUGAGGCUUAUCCUAACAUAGGCCAGUCCAACUCGCACGGCUGGACGUGUUUUGGAAGCUGGCACUCGAGGCAUGUGCACGUACAGAUGCUGGACUGUGCCCUGCUCCGAGCCAGGCCACUCGUUGAAACUGUAAAUACACUUUCACAAAAUGCAUUGCCACCUGUUACUAUCCCUCAAAGCAAUAAGCUGUGACAGUUGCUGUGCCCGUCUGUCAGCAACUGUUUCCAUUUGUCCAGAUAUUUUGAAUAGCUACACUAAUAACUAUUUGGUGAAUAUAAAAAGAUAGAUCUGUAUGUUGAUGGUAGAAUCUCCAUAUCAAAAUGAUUAUUUUCCCAACAUUUUCAUAUUGGUCAAUAAUUCAAACUACCACUUAGGCAAAGCGUUUGAACACUGUGUCCUUUGUUUAAGGAAAAAGUUCACCUUUCUUUUUGUGCAAAGAAAUAUAUAAUCUUACUUCAAUCACAUUUCAGAGCCGCCAGGGCAAGAAAGUAUAAAGCAGAAUCAUGUUAAGAGAAAAAAAGAUCAUGAGUCACUUAAAUAUGUAUUUUUAUUUGUAACAAACAAGUAUUAAACUGUAAAGUAUUUUUGUACAAAUUUAAUACUUUAUAGCAUGGUAUUUAUCGUCUAUGUAUGGUUUGGGGGAAUUCAAAAUUGUUGCAAAUAUUUGUAUGAAAAAAACCCUCUACCAAAUGGAAUAAACAGUGACUUUAAAAAGCCAAAAAAAGAAAAAAAGAAUAAUGCAUU